AUGGAUGAAGAAGGCCCCCAAGACCAGAGUUGCUGGGCUACUCUGCCUGAUGUGUGCCUGCGCCGCAUUUUCUGGUGGUUGGGAGAUAGAGACAGGUCAAGGGCAGCCCUUGUGUGCAGAAAAUGGAACCAGGCGAUGUACUCAGCUGACCUCUGGAGAUACAGAACCAUCACUUUCAGUGGGAGACCUUUUAGGGUACAAGCAUCUGAAUUUGAGUCUGCUCUUUGGUAUAUUAAGAAAUUUGGUCAUUACCUGGAGCACCUUGAAAUCAAAUUUCUUAAUCCUUACAAUACUGUGUUGACCAAGAAGUUCCAGGUCACUAUGCGGGGCCUUCUCUCAUGCCUGGGCAAAAGCAACAACCGUCUGAAAUCUCUGUCCAUUCAGCACCUGGAGCUGGACCGUCUGGUUUGGAGAAACAGCAUUAGGAACUCAUUUAUCAAAAGCUUGAGCUUCUUUUUAAAGAAAAUGGGAAAGCACCUCAAAUACCUCAAUCUUAAAGGGGCUCGGCUGACUGUGGAGCAAGGCUGCAAUGUCCUCAACUCUCUGAGCUACAAGAUGAAUGAGAAUGUAACUUCAGAGCUCAACAUUGAAGAUUUCUUUAGUCAUCACCUCGCUGUCUACAGCAGCCCCAAGUUCAACAAGACCAUGGCCACAUUCUGCAGCCUGGUCUCUCUGACCAUCAACUACAACUGCAUCUCUGAUGAGCUCCUUGAGAAUUUGUGCGAGAACAAUGCCCAAACCCUCCGGACCAUAAACAUCAAAUGCCACAUUCAUGAUCCUCAUGGGCAAGUCAUCUGGGGCAUGUCCUGGGCCAACCUGGCCAGGCACACCACCAACCUAAGGGUGAGCUUCUUCUUUGAGAGGGUCAUGAAGUAUGAGCGCUUGAACCGGAUCCUCUUGCAGGAGAUCCCAAUCAGGAGCAUCAGUCUGAGAAGCUGCUAUUUCAGUGACCCAGACUGGUCUAUGAGGCCCACGCUGAUAGAUCUCCUGCCCACCUUCCGACACACUCUGCAGAAAUUGACUUUCGAAUUCAACAACAAGCACGAAUCACUUGAUGAGGAGCUGCACCUUCUUAUCUUGUCCUGCAGGAAGUUGUUUUACUUCAAAAUCUGGGCUUUCCUUGAUGUGAGACUUGUGGAGAGGAUCCUGAAGAGUCAGGAGGAAAGGCAAUGUGCCCUGAGGACACUAAAGGUGAGAAUUUAUACGAACAGAUAUGAAACAAAUGAAGAGGACAGGACACUGCGAGAAAUUUACAGGAAGUACAGAAAGCUGAUUGAUGCAGAGCUUAACUAUUUUGUCAUCACUUACCCCAUGAUGUAA
This is a messenger RNA of Suncus etruscus (white-toothed pygmy shrew), 1320 nucleotides long. It is a transcript of the gene FBXO39, whose product is annotated as F-box protein 39. Bases 1 to 1320 code for a protein of 439 amino acids. NCBI's taxonomy places the organism in Eukaryota, Metazoa, Chordata, Mammalia, Eulipotyphla, Soricidae. The record is from RefSeq and is a predicted model, not a curated record. The transcript has 3 exons. Gene Ontology annotation, molecular function: protein binding.